UUCAACAUCCUCCAUCAGGAUGUGGCACCUCAAACUCUUUGCAGUGCUCAUGAUCUGCCUGCUGCUGUUGGCCGAGCUAGAUGGCUCCCCAACACCAGAACUCAGUUCAGCAAAGAGAAGGCCACGGAGAAUGACCCCAUUUUGGAGAGGGGUUUCCCUCAGGCCCAUUGGAGCCUCCUGCCGGGACAAUUCUGAGUGUAUCACAAGGCUAUGCAGAAAAAGACGCUGUUCCCUAAGUGUGGCCCAGGAAUGACGUACAUACCAGGGGAAGAAAGAACAGCGGUCACCUCCAACAAUGCUCCGUUCUAUGGAAUAUUGACUAACUGCAUUUUGGCUGGAGACACAUAAGUGAAGCAAUCUUAAGUUUUUAAUAUUUAAAGACAGAUGUAUGCUUUAAACUGGUCUCCAUUUCUUCUUAGAAUGUUAUUUGGAUAAGCAUAACUAAACGUCAAUUUAGAGUUUAUUUUUCUAUGGAUACUAUUAAAUGUC
Molecule: messenger RNA, 489 nt
Organism: Galeopterus variegatus (Sunda flying lemur)
Lineage: Eukaryota; Metazoa; Chordata; Mammalia; Dermoptera; Cynocephalidae
Gene: LEAP2
Product: liver expressed antimicrobial peptide 2
Exons: 3
Coding region: 20-253 (77 amino acids)
Biological process (GO): defense response to bacterium; antimicrobial humoral immune response mediated by antimicrobial peptide
Source: RefSeq, a predicted model, not a curated record